AUGAGUUACCUGACAACCUACGCCGACCCCAGUAACGAAUUCGGGUUGUCUACCUUUGCUCACACUACGGCGCGCGCAACAGCAACAGGGACGUCUCCGAUGCUGUCUGCGAUGCUUAGUGACGGGUCGGGUAAUGCUGAUAAUGUUUAUCAGCGGAUCGAGACCCAUUUUGGCACACUUGCACAAACAUGCCCCAAACGCCGCAUGUACUUUACCUCCAGGGAGGAUGUCGUCGCGUUUGUCAAAGAACGCUACAAUCACGCAUUCAUGAAGGAGUGUCACCAAACACGUUUUUGCGAGAUAUCGGCCUUCCAUGAGGGAUCCUGGCGCAAAAAGGGGCAGAAGCUGUCUCUAGACAACAUUUUUGCUCCGGUUCUCCCAAAUGACCCUCUCUCUAUGCGGCCCGGGGCGCGGAUCCACCAGUUUGUUGACAAGGCUGCAUGGGCACAGAACCGGGACGGAGACCACCAGCCCACACCAACACCUGGCCCAACCCACACUACCACACCCAGCGCCAUCUCAAACCCCAACAUUGGCUUUGCUUUCGGCGGAGUUGACGACGGCGGCGGUGGAGUUGAAACCAUGGUGGACAGCGGCGGUGGAGUUGAAAUCAUGGCGGACAGCGGCGGUAGCAGUGGAGUUGAAAUCAUGGCGGACAGCGGCGGUGGCGGUGGAGUUGAAAUCAUGGCAGACAGCGGCGGUGGAGUUGAAAUCAUGGCAGACAGCGGCAGUGGAGUUGAAACCAUGGCAGACAGCGGCGGCGGUGGUGGCAGCGGCGGCGGUGGAGUUGAGGGAGUUGACAAGGACCAGGCGCGACAGAUGAUGAAGACUACCUAUGAUGAAAAGCGGCUGCUAGAUUUCGUUGCGCAAAUGGCAGAGACCAUCAACACACUCCGCACCCAGACAGAUGACUUGGCAGCUCAGCUCUCUUCGGCAGCUCAGCUCUCUUUGGCAGAGCCCAACAUCGAACCAGUCGAACCCGUCGAACCCGUCGCAGCCGCCACUACUGAAUCUCCUACGCACGGGCGCGUCAACAAUGAAGAGCUAAACCCCGACCCCUCUGCAAUGAAUAUAGACGUUGACGGUUGGUGGAACCGGCCGCCGGCAAUGUGGAAAGGCGAGCCGUGGCCAAAGGUGGAUGAAAAGCAAAAAUAUGCCGGGUCGUCGAUCAUCGAACCCGCUAUCAUUCGGCGGAUUGUCAAAACCGAUUGCUGGCUGAACGAUCAAGCUGUCAACAGGUGGUGCGCGUUGUUACAAGCCAGGUCAUCACGGCGCCCAACCAUUUAUCCGCCACUGCUAGCCGUUGGAUCCACUUGGCUCCAAAGUGUCAAAAUGGCACGGACAUCCAAUGUCCCUAUUCGGCUUGUUCCGCGGUCGAUCAACGUUGCAGAGUACAACAUACUGCUAUUCCCAUCAAACCCAGAUAAUCUGCACUGGGUCCUGUUUGCAAUACUUGUCGCGGUGCCGGCGCCCAAGUCCGCAAAACCCCUGGCCCCCCUGCCUCGCCCGAAUGACGACGACUACGUUGAUAAGAUGGCCAAUAUCGGCUCCCUCUUGUGGGAUUGGUACAUUACGGCCACUGAAGCCCCGCUCAAUCACACACCGACACCGACGGUUGACGCCCUCUUCACGCCUCGACAGACCGAUGACCAGAACUGCGGUACAUUUGUGUGCAUGAUGGCUAAUGCCAUUGCCCGUGGUACGGUGGGUGAGGCCUCGGAAUCAUGGGCCGAUACGCAGACCGCCGUCAAUGCCCGCCAUAAUAUCGCUCUGAGCAUCGUUUUGGCGACGUUUCUUAAUGAUGGGGAUGCUCAUCAGUAUAUGAAUGUGACGAAGUGCUAG
Fimicolochytrium jonesii is the source of this 1842-nucleotide messenger RNA. RefSeq lists its product as uncharacterized. Lineage: Eukaryota; Fungi; Chytridiomycota; Chytridiomycetes; Spizellomycetales; Powellomycetaceae. The record is from RefSeq and is a predicted model, not a curated record. Gene Ontology annotation, molecular function: cysteine-type peptidase activity. The transcript has 8 exons. The coding region runs from base 1 to 1842 and encodes 613 amino acids. Gene Ontology annotation, biological process: proteolysis.